Messenger RNA from Heteronotia binoei (common prickly gecko), 1309 nucleotides. Its product is annotated as beclin 1-associated autophagy-related key regulator-like. Gene Ontology annotation, biological process: cellular response to starvation; mitophagy; autophagosome assembly. The record is from RefSeq and is a predicted model, not a curated record. NCBI's taxonomy places the organism in Eukaryota, Metazoa, Chordata, Lepidosauria, Squamata, Gekkonidae. Gene Ontology annotation, cellular component: autophagosome; extrinsic component of omegasome membrane; phosphatidylinositol 3-kinase complex, class III.
AUGUUUGCUAAGCGCAUCCAGCUGGAUCUCUCAGACCCGUUCCUUCAACAGCAGCACUUUGCCCAGACGCAAAAUAUGUUCUCUCCGUUGUUAAAAGCUAUGGAAAGGAAGUGGAUCACCAGCGACCAGUUGAGAUGGAAAAUCAUGUCUUGCAAGAUGAGAAUCGAGCAGCUGAAGCAAACCGUUUGCAAAGAAAACGAAGAGGCGGUCAGACAAGCCGAAUGUCUCCUCAGAAUCAAGGACGAGAACCAGAAGCUUUACCGCCGAGCCCAGCGGCACCAGGAGAAGAAGGAGAAGAUCCAGAGGCACAACCGCAAGCUGGGCGACCUGGUGGAGAGGAGGCUGUGCGACCUGAGGAGCCAGCACGAGCAGCUGGGGCGCCUGCGCCAGGCCCACGUCCUCGAGCUGACCUCCGUCAUCUUCCCCAUCGAGGAGGUGAAGAUCGGCGCGAGGGACCCAGCGGACGUCUCCUCCGAGAGCGACAGUGCCAUGACCUCGAGCACCGUCAGCAAGCUCGCGGAAGCCCGGAGGACGACAUACCUGUCCGGGCGUUGGGUCUGCGACGAUCACAACGGCGACACCAGCAUCAGCAUCACGGGGCCUUGGAUCACCCUACCCAGCAACGGCGACUACUCCGCUUACUACAGCUGGGUGGAAGAGAAGAAGACCACGCAAGGGCCAGACAUGGAGCACAACAACCCGGCUCACACCAUCAGCGCCUUGUGCUAUGCGACUCAGCUCGUCAACAUCCUCUCCCACAUCCUCGACGUCAACCUUCCCAAGAAGCUGUACAACAGCGAGUUCUGUGGGGAGAAUCUCAGCAGGCGGAAGUUCACGUGGGCGGUGAAGAAGCUGAACGCCAACAUCCUUUACCUUUGCUUUUCUCAGCAUGUCAACCUGGACCUGCUGCACCCUCUGCACACGCUCAGGAACCUGAUGUACCUGGUCAGCCCCGAGACGGAGAACUUGGGAAGGUCCGGGCCCUUCGAGAUCAGUGCCGACCUGGAGGACUCCAUGGAGUUCGUGGACCCCAGCGGGGCCGGUGAGACGGACGAGAGCGGUGACGAGCACAUCAGCGACGAGGAGACGGACCUGGGGACGGACUGGGAGAACCUGCCCAGCCCCCGCUUCUGCGACAUCCCCUCCCAGCCCGUGGAGAUGCUGCAGAGCCAGAGCACCCAGGCCUCCCAGCCGGUUGCCAGCAGCAGCGCCGGCGGCAUGAUCUCCUCGGCAGCGGCCUCCGUGACCUCCUGGUUCAAGGCGUACACCGGACACCGCUAGGAAAGGGGCCGGGCCUCCCCAGGGCGAG